Molecule: messenger RNA, 1440 nt
Organism: Candida dubliniensis CD36
Lineage: Eukaryota; Fungi; Ascomycota; Pichiomycetes; Serinales; Debaryomycetaceae
Gene: SEC61
Product: translocon subunit
Exons: 1
Coding region: 1-1440 (479 amino acids)
Biological process (GO): post-translational protein targeting to membrane, translocation; SRP-dependent cotranslational protein targeting to membrane, translocation
Cellular component (GO): membrane; Sec61 translocon complex
Molecular function (GO): signal sequence receptor activity; ribosome binding; transmembrane protein transporter activity
Source: RefSeq, a predicted model, not a curated record
AUGAGUGGAUUUCGAGUUUUAGAUUUGGUGAAACCUUUCAGUCCCUUCUUACCAGAAGUCAUUGCGCCUGAACGUAAAGUUCAAUUCCAACAGCGUGUGAUGUGGACCAUCAUAACUUUGUUGAUUUUCUUAGUGAUGUCGGAAAUCCCAUUGUACGGUAUCGCAUCUAGUGAUUCGAGUGAUCCAUUGUUCUGGUUGAGAAUGAUGUUGGCUUCCAAUAGAGGUACUUUGAUGGAGUUGGGGAUCUCCCCAAUUGUUUCCUCGGGAAUGUUGUUCCAGUUGUUGCAAGGUACAAAAAUCAUCCAUGUUGAUAUGCAAAACAAAAACGAUAGAGAAACCUUCCAAACCGCUCAGAAAUUAUUGGCUAUUUUGUUGGCCGUGGGUCAAGCCACCGUCUAUGUGUUGACAGGAAUGUACGGUCCACCAAGCUCGUUGGGGGUGGGCGUGUGCUUGUUGUUGAUCUUGCAAUUGGUUUUUGCAAGUACCAUUGUCAUCUUGUUGGACGAAUUGUUGCAAAAAGGUUAUGGUUUGGGAAGCGGUGUUUCAUUGUUCACUGCCACCAACACCUGUGAACAAGUGUUUUGGAAAGCAUUUGCUCCAACAACCUCAACUUCCGCCAAGGGAACCGAAUUCGACGGUGCGGUUGUGGCCAUGUUCCACUUGUUGGGAUCAAGAAAGGAUAAAAAGAGAGCUUUGAUCGAAUCCUUCUACAGACAAAACUUGCCAAACAUGUUCCAAUUAUUAGCUACCUUGUUGGUGUUUUUCGCCGUUGUGUACUUGCAAGGAUUCAGAAUCGAAUUGCCAAUGAAAUCAACUAGACAAAGAGGUCCAUACGGGCUGUACCCGAUCAGAUUGUUUUACACCUCCAACAUUCCCAUCAUGUUGGAAAGUGCAUUGGCUUCUAACAUCUUUAUCAUCUCCCAGUUGUUAUUCAUGAGAUGGCCAAAUAACUUGUUUGUCAAAUUGUUAGGUACAUGGGACGCCAGACCCGGGUCGUCUCAAUUAUACGCCAACGGCGGUUUGGCCUACUACAUCCAACCUCCAUUCAACUUUACUGACGCCUUGUUGGACCCCAUCAAGACCACUAUCUAUAUUGCUUUUGUUUUAGGGUCUUGUGCUGUUUUCUCCACCACCUGGAUCGAAAUCAGCGGUACCUCGCCAAGAGAUAUUGCUAAACAAUUCAAAGAACAAGGGUUGGUCAUUGCCGGACACAGAGACACUUCGGCUUACAAGGAAUUAAAGAAAAUCAUUCCUAUUGCUGCUGCUUUUGGUGGUGCUACUAUCGGUGCAUUGUCGGUUAUUUGCGAUUUGAUGGGUACCCUUGGUUCUGGUACUUCUAUUCUUUUGGCUGUAACUACCAUUUACGGGUACUACGAGUUGGCAGUAAAAGAAGGUGGUUUCAACAAGUCAAUUGUUAGUGGAUUUUCCGAUGGCAUUUGA